CCGCGCUCCGCGUUUACACGGCGGCGCCUUUUUGUUGAUGGCGCUGGCAGACGAGCCGGGGGAGGUGGGCUCCGCCGCCGCGGGGUAUAAAAGCAGCCCAGGGCAGGGUGAGGAGUGGCGAGGCGGUGGCAGGAGCUGUGUGGCGGAGCAUGGAGGUCGGCGGGGUGCGCUGCGGCUGCCCCCGGGGCUUCUCGUCCCUCUCUUCCCCUUCGUCCCCACCGCGCUGCCGCCGCCGCCAUCACAGCGGCCCGGCCCUCACGGCCCUGCCCUCGCCCCGCAGCCCCGCGCCCUUCUGGAGGCCCUGGCUGCCCGGCCCCGCUGUGCCUCGCAGCCCCUGCGGGCUGGCGCAAGGCUCCCGCAAGCUGGCGCAGUACGCGCACCCCGUCAGACUAUUUUGGCCCAAAUCGAGGUGCUAUGAUUACUUAUAUCAGGAAGCUGAAGCACUUCUGAAAAACUUUCCAGUUCAAGCUACAAUUUCCUUUUAUGAAGACUCGGACAGUGAAGAUGAUGAAGAUGACCUGGAACAAGACUCAAGAACAGAAUCAGACUGCUGACUGCAAGAAAGGCCAACCAAGGAUACUUAUAAGAUUUAAUUUAAGCUUAAUAUAAAAAUGUAUUAUAGUAUUUUUAAAGAUAAUUUAUUUGUAUGUAAGUUAUUCUUAAUAAAAUUGGUAUGUUUUGUA
This is a messenger RNA of Cygnus atratus (black swan), 683 nucleotides long. RefSeq names its product ripply transcriptional repressor 2 (gene RIPPLY2). Gene Ontology annotation, biological process: negative regulation of transcription by RNA polymerase II; embryonic pattern specification. The transcript has 3 exons. Lineage: Eukaryota; Metazoa; Chordata; Aves; Anseriformes; Anatidae. The coding region runs from base 150 to 554 and encodes 134 amino acids. The record is from RefSeq and is a predicted model, not a curated record. Gene Ontology annotation, cellular component: nucleus.